AGUUUCGCUAUUGUUGUCCAAGAUCCGGUUGCAUAUCAUUGUCUUCGUACUCUGUGGGUUCUGUCGGGGGAAAUGAAUCUGAUAGUCACUGUAGUCUGUACAAAGCGUAGCCACUACCUUUAACAUAUUACAGUUAGGGACUUUAAAGUUAGUGUACUCUUCGUUAGGUUACAUAGCCGAAUUCCUGGAUUGAGUUGGUCACUCGCUGAGUCUACUGAAAGAACAUUUCAGUGUGGCAUUAGUAUAAGGAUGAAGGAACUCAGUAGGAUAGGUGGUUAUACAAGAUGCAUUGUAUAACAUUGAGGGAGCAUCUACGUCAUCAUAUGGAUAACUAUUCCUUAGACUAAUGCAGGUCACGCAUUCCUAUGUCGUCGUAGUAAUUAGGUAUUUCGGUGUUUAGGAAGCUUUAAGGGAUAUGUGGCCAGGUCACAGCACUAGCCAACGAUACCACAUUGCGUUGUACUGAACACAAAAGUAGUGGUGUGUGUCGGGCUGGUAGCUGAAGCUUUCACAUCCUGUAAUCCAGUGUUUGUAUUUGUCUCGCACUUUGCACUCGGCUUACUUGGUGUGGUUUGGUGACGAGUGCCUUGGAGGUGACCAGCUUCCCCAACUGAGACUUCGUAGAAUUUGACAUCAUGAUGGCAAACCGCUUGCGGUUCCUUGACUUACAAAGGGGUCUGUCUACCCAUUCUUUGGUAGCGAUCCACAGCACAGAUAUUCCCAAUCUUGAAGGUUUAUGGGCACGUUACUUGGAAGUGAUUCUCGCAUUUAAUAGGUUUUUGCAAAAUGAAAACAUGUCACUGAUUUCAAGCAUCAAGAUUGGUUAUUUGUCUACAGUAAAGUCAGGUUAAUUCAGGAUGUGGUGGUUAUUUGCGUGUGCGCAUAAGUCUUGAGUUUGUGUCAACCUAAGCGGUGACGAAAGUGCUUCGCAUGCAUGUUUUUAUCAAGCAUUUGACUUUAAAUAUGGUUGUUUUGUUAGAACAACUCCAAGCCUAAUUUGAUUGGAGUUGGUAUGCACGGGCAAGGAAAACACAUCUAGUUGGCUGGCCAAAGGAAGGCGGAUGCCAGAUAGCAUCCUGUUUUUGUUUUGAGUCUAAAGGGGACGGUGCUAGUAAUAUGGAUCUGACUUGUUACGGGUGGUUGUGCUAGACUUACGUCAACCCCCCCCCCCCCCGCUUAGUGUUAAAGUGAAAAUCAGACGAGUUUGAAUCUGCUGUCAGUUGUAUUGUAGUCGCAGAGCCAACAAGACUGCUCGAUGCGUAUCGAGAGCAUCUGACAGAUUCUGGUGGGAUUAUGCAACAGUCAGUUUCUGCACUAGUGGAUUUGAUGUCUUCUGCCAACCGCAAACUAGUUCCAAAGUGCAUUUCCCUAUGUAUUAUUGCUUCAUCAACACCGGAAAUCCAACUGCAGUUGUGUGAAGAUGGUGCUUGGGACAUUCUACUCAAAUGGCUCCAAGAAGCUCUCAAGGAAGACAACUACGCUUUUCUGUUAGAGCUUUUGAAAGUGUAUCUGCUCUUACCUGUUCGGUUAGAGCAUCUGACACAAAACGUUUGUCCUAAACUUAUAAACUCUCUCACGAAGCGUUGCGACCAUGAGGAAGUCAAAGCUGUGGCUGUUGAUAUUGUGAAGAAAUGGAAGGGAGUGAUAAGCUCGGACUCUCGUCGACUGGACUCCACUCAUGUAAAAAGAAAGAAAUUGGAACCUGAUACAAAAACCCUGGACAAAGAAGCGCAUAUACAUGAACCGAUAAAAGAUGAAAAGAAGCGACGCACUACUGUCAAGAUUCUUCCCAAUAAUAUGCGAACUGCGGGGAUAGAGGAUAACACAGCUCAAGGCCAACCUAAGUCUAGAUCAGAUAUACUUGCAAAGAAGAGCAAAAUUGAUCACGACAUUGGUUCAACCUCAGAACUUCCUAUUGAAAGUUUUCAUCAGAAAAUUACUGUUACUCCAACUGAACCACGCAAAGAACUACAUGAGAGUUCGGAUUUCAUUAACGCAUUAACCACAUCUCCAUGUCCUGUUAUGCGUAAAAAAAAGAAAAUUUCUCUGAAGACUGAACCAGCCAUAUCAUCUGACCUUUCUAUAAACAAGGAAGAAAAUUCAAUGGAACUGUCAGACCAAAGUUGUAUGGCUGAAUCUUCUCCAGGUUCACCUAAGGGAAUGGGUUCUAGAAAAUCUUCGUUGUCUAACAUAUAUUCGACAUUCCCAACAGAUAGCAAACCCAAAAAACGAGUUUCCUGGGCUGAUGAGGAUAAAUUGCAGUCUUUCUAUUACUUUGAACUAGAUGAAUCAGAAAGAGUAAAUGUGAAUCGCGUGUCCAUUGAGGACAUCCGUCGAAGGGAGCACUCCAUGGAACGCCAGCUUUUCAAACGUUCGCAUGAAGAUUCUGAGGUUUAUUCUCAAAAGUGGCAUCCGCCUUGUCAAUUGGAGCGUCUUUUCUUGGUCGAACCAGGUUGUAAAUCUGUUGAACGUCAAAUUCAGUUGGAACGAGAACGCUGUGUUCUGCAAGCGAUCUAUUUCACACGUGAAAGCAUUCCAUAUAGUCCUGACGAACCUGAUAUGGAGGUGGUGGAGCAUGUUCCCCCACUUGAUAUACCUCUGGAUGAUCUCACAAUUUACGAGUCAACUGACAGAAAUCCACAUAUCGAUUCAGAAAAGUUACUUGUUAAAGAUUCCAUGGGAAAUUCACAGAUGUCUUUAAAUCCUGAGGUUGCUAACCUGGUGAAGUCUUUGGCAGCCAAUCUAACCAGUUCUCCUUCUGAUGUGGUACAACAAAUCUCGCCACACACGAGUUUUAAUGUCGGUACUACAUCUUCCUCUGAAUUCCCUUCGCAAUCAAAUACGUCUCUUCCUGUUCCUAAUGGGUCUGCGCUAAAUAUAACUAGUCCAAACUCUGAGUCAAUUCGGGGGACUGACGCCAAUUCUCCUAUUGAUCAGACACUUCAAAAAGAGCUGUGGGAAGUCUUAGAAAGGAACUACCCAGAUAUUAACGUCCAUGAUCUGAGCGCUGAACGUAUUCGGGACCUUCUUGAACCGUUGCGAGACCAACUUGUGGCACGAGGCAUAUUUCAGUUCCGCAACCCAUGCCCACCACAAGCACCUUUUCAGUAUUCUGACUCUCCAUUGGAUCCCCCUGUACCUCGUCAAUCGUUUCGCCCUCCCUUUCACCCUCCUUCACAUAUACCUAAUCCUAUUCCUAGAUCUGACUUCAUACCUCCACCCCAUGGUCCGAGAUUAUGUCCUAAUCCUCCUGGUUUCGGACCAGUGAAUCGAAAUCUCGGUAGACCUCCAUUCCAAUCAUUAAGUCCCACAUUACCCCAGUAUACAUCAAAUUCGAUACCACAAUAUAAUGGUCCUCCUCCUCCUCCACUUCCUUCUCGUGCGCCACCUUUCCCUCGUGGAAAUUCGCGUGCUAGGAAUGGUCAACCGUGCAAGUUUUUUCAACAGGGUGGUUGUCGUAAUGGUCAGUCGUGCAACUUUAUGCAUUCUCGGUAGAAGAUUCCCUUAUUUACUCCUUUUUGUCCAUAAUUCUGUAUAGCAUUGCUUAAAAUGUGAUUCAUGCAUUUGGCUUUCAAAAUUAUCUGAGGUUAACACCUACUACACCUACUUAACAGUUUGUAAAUAAAACGCUGAAAGUUUUGUACAGUUCCUUUUGAAACAGAAUAUUUAUUUUGCAAAGUUCAUUAGUUUUACUAUCAAUAAAAGAACGGAAUUCACUAAGCAAUUUAGCUAUUUUUUUAUAAGUGGAAUUCAUUUUCUCCGUUUUCAUUUAUAUAGCAUAGCGGUCCUGUUGAUCGCAUAUAUCUCAUUAGCUUCAUUUGGAUUUGCUUUUCAGCUGACUUCAAAAACACCUUAAUUCAAAGGUCAUUUUAAUGCAUUGCAAGCUUUAUUUACUUUUCUUAUUCCAAUCUGAUUCAUCUUCGUGAUUGCCAACUCGAGUAACUUAUUGUCUUAAACAUCAUUGUUUUUAUCUUUUCUGUAAGUAGCUUUGACUUACAAACAAGGUUAACUUCUACUCGUUUUUCGACGGAAAACAGUGUUAUUCGUCCAGCAUGAGGUUCUGUAUGUUGACCCAUUAUCAUGCCCAUUGGUUAAUGGGUAUCGGUAAAUGCCUGGAACAAGACAAUCGAUUGUUAAAUGGUCCAUUGAAUGUUUUUUUCAUUUCUUUCACUCCUUAGUUUUCACCAGAAAACAGCAAUGCAUGGAUUACUGCUGUUUUCCGCGUACAUCUACGAUUUCACUCUAAACAGCAAACAUUGUAGAUAUAAUGAACCUUAGGAAAAUAGUUUUUAGUCAACUAUGAAGUGCAGGUUACUAUGACAGUACGUAAAAGUAGUAAGGCAGAAGCAUUGGGUUAUUCAUUACGGC
This is a messenger RNA of Heterobilharzia americana, 4368 nucleotides long. The record is from the annotation of a GenBank genome assembly. NCBI's taxonomy places the organism in Eukaryota, Metazoa, Platyhelminthes, Trematoda, Strigeidida, Schistosomatidae.